Mangifera indica (mango) is the source of this 1701-nucleotide messenger RNA. RefSeq names its product UBP1-associated protein 2C-like. Lineage: Eukaryota; Viridiplantae; Streptophyta; Magnoliopsida; Sapindales; Anacardiaceae. The transcript is spliced from 2 exons. Gene Ontology annotation, molecular function: RNA binding. The coding region runs from base 94 to 1353 and encodes 419 amino acids. The record is from RefSeq and is a predicted model, not a curated record.
GCCCACUUCGCAUUCUCUCGUUCCAAUUUUUUAACUGCCUAAACCUAAAACUAGGGUUAGGGUUUCACUCUCUGUUCCUUCUUAAAUCCAUUCAUGGACCCGACCAAGAAGCGCAAGCUCGAUGAGAACGGUGUCGCAUCGGCCGAUACUGAUUCUCCCUGCAUUCUAAACCCUCAGGAUUCUCGCAAAAUUGUUGAACGCCUAACAAAUGAUCAACUCCUAGAUAUUCUAUCCAACGCUGUCACUCGCCACCCCGAUGUCCUCGAAGCCGUCCGAUCUAUUGCAGAUGCUGACCCAACUCAGCGCAAGCUCUUCAUCCGUGGCCUCGGCUGGGACACCACCACUGAAGGCCUCCGUAACAUUUUCUCCGUCUAUGGUGAGCUUGAGGAAGCUGUGGUUAUCCUCGACAAAGCCACCGGAAAAUCGAAAGGCUAUGGCUUUAUUACGUUCAAACAUAUUGACGGUGCCAUGCUUGCUCUUAAAGAGCCCAGCAAGAAAAUUGACGGCCGCGUGACGGUUACGAAUCUUGCAGUUGCUGGAAAUUCAGCGAAUAGUACUAACAACCCCGUGGAUGUGUCGUUGAGGAAGAUAUUUGUCGGGAAUGUACCAAACGACAUGUCGGCUGACAAAUUGCUUGCACAUUUUGCUUGUUAUGGAGAGAUUGAAGAAGGUCCGUUGGGGUUUGAUAAGCAGACCGGUAAACCAAAGGGCUUUGCUUUGUUUGUUUAUAAGACGGCGGAAGGGGCUCAAGCUGCGCUUGUAGAUCCUAUAAAGACCGUCGAGGGGAAACAAUUGAAUUGUAGAUUGGCUGAUAAUAAGAAGGCGAAGGGGCCUGAUGGGAUUCCGCCUGGUGGGCCCGGGAAUGUUAAUGUUAAUCAUGGCGAUGGGAUGGGAAUGGUUCCGCCACCGGCUGGAGGAUCCAUGCCGGGAUCCUAUGGUGGGCCAGGUGGACAUGGGUCUUACGGCCCGUUUUCAGGGGCGCCACCUUUGGGUCAUCAUGUGAACUCGUCUUUAGGGGGACCGGGACAGGUACCCUCCUCUUUGGGAGGUGUUGGUGCUGCUGGUUAUGGUGCUGGGUUGGGUGGGCCGUAUGGUGGUUAUGGUGGGCCAGGCUCUGCUGGUUAUGGAGGUUUGGGUGGUGCUGCUGGUAGUGGUGGAUUGGGGGGUGGUUCUUCCCUGUAUAGGUUGCCACCGAGUUCGGUUGGAAUGCCUUCUGGUGGGUAUUCUGAAGGUGGGCAUUACAACUUGUCAUCAACUUCGUCUGCUUAUCCUAGUCAGCAUCACCAGGCAACCGGGACAUCUCCUGUGCCUAGGGUUCCUCCUAUGUACCCGAAUGUUCCCCCGUAUUAUUGAGAUGGACAUGAGAACAGCUUGGUUGUCACAACCUUUAGAAUCUUUAUCUAAGGGAUGAUAUUGAAUUUUUGGUUAAAGAUUGAUUGUGGCAUUUUUAGUUAUUACAUUAAAUAUAGGUUUGUGUUACAAUUGAUGAAAGAGAAUCAUCCAUUGACAUUGAAAUUUCGAUGCCCAUAAGCCUUGUGUUUUCUUUUGGUGGAGAUUCAUUCUCAACAUUUAGUGAGAUGGGAAGUUGUUACUCUGUUUCUAAUUUGAAUAUGGGGUGUUUAGUAUUUAAGGUUGUCCACUGUGGUGGCCUAACUACUGUGAGCUGUUUUGUUAUGUAAUUUUGUAUUGCGUGGAACAUGU